GUGGUAGUUCAGUUUAGUGAAAACUGCAGUUUGAAGACCAGCAGCAGGAACCUCAGUCUUUCAGUGUUAAGAGUUUAUAUCUUCAGCGUUGACUUAUCCAGCAUCAUGGUGAUCCUAAAACUCACAUUACUCACCUUGCUUAUUGCUACUCUUGGCCUGCAUGCUUCUGAAGCAAUAACUGUAACCUGUGAAGGCAAUAGUGCUGUGCUGAACUGUGGUUUGUACCGUAUAACAAUCAUAAGUGCUUUCUAUGGCCGAACCGAUACCACCACUUGUACUGAAAACCAGCCUUGGACUUCUAUCAGAAACACAAAUUGCUUUACGCCUAAUGCACAAUACAUAGUUAAAUCCAGAUGUGAUGGAUUGCACAACUGUCAUGUGCCAGCUACCAAUUAUCUGUUCUCUGACCCCUGCUAUGGGACUUACAAGUACAUGACAAUUGCGUACACCUGUCGCUAA
This is a messenger RNA of Clarias gariepinus (North African catfish), 459 nucleotides long. Its product is annotated as rhamnose-binding lectin-like. The transcript has 6 exons. The record is from RefSeq and is a predicted model, not a curated record. The coding region runs from base 106 to 459 and encodes 117 amino acids. Lineage: Eukaryota; Metazoa; Chordata; Actinopteri; Siluriformes; Clariidae. Gene Ontology annotation, molecular function: carbohydrate binding.